CCCCCCCCCCCCCCCCCCCCGCAUGACCACUUGGCUGCUUCAUUACAACGCUUCAUUUUAAUCCUCCACCACGUAUAGAUUUCCACUUCCUUCACUGGAUUGUUCAUUUAGUGUCCCAUUCAGACGGUAAUGCAUACACCUCAAGAGUCUAAUUUACCAGUAAUCCAUGCUCCCUCAUUUAUCUGGGAUUCCGUGUCCAUUAGCGCCUCUUAUUCUUCACCUUGUUAUUUUUCAUGCAGUGCUCUGUGGACCAGACAUGGAUCAAGCACAAAAAAAACACCUUCUCUCUAGGGCCACAUGCGUAAAAACUGUGCUUCCAAGAGGUCAGUUUUGAAUUUUUUAUGACUUAGACACAAAAAAUUGUCCAAAAAUAUAACAUUUGUUGGACCAAAUUGUACCAGUUAAAUGCAUUAUUUAAUGUAAAGCAAUUUAAGGCAACCCUUGCCCUCAUUUUGCACAAAUCUUAGAGCCAAAAAAGGAAGUUAACGCAACAAAAAGUCCUGAAACAUUAAAUCAGCAUUUUUCCAAUCCUCUGUUUACCACAGCCCCGGACCGGACCGCAACAGAUUAAGUAGGGUUAUAUUAAUAAAUUGAAUAUUUUUGUAGUUCGAGCAUAGAAAAUGACUGGUUUAGAAAAUCUGGUUUAUUUAAUGCACACAAUUCAAGUUAUUCAAGUCCACCAGACUAUAAGUCACAGGACCAGACAAACUAUUAAAAAAGUUAUAGUCCAGAAAAUAUGGUAUUUGCUAAUAAACUAUAAAUUCUUGGUCCAUUAAAAGUGGUUGCAGCUUAUUAACGAUAUUUCCUAUGGGGUCAAGUUAUACAUGGCCAAAGCUAAAUAGCGACCUCAGGAUUUAAAAAUAGUAUCUUGAACUAGUCAAGCAUUUACAAGUGAUAUUGUAAAUGGUACCCAUGAAAUAAUAUUAUUAUGUGCAUGGAUUAGUAAUGCAAACUAAGAAUUUGAGAUUACUGCUUAAUAUUGAAUUGCAUCAUUUCAUCCUCGAAGAUGCCUGCCCACGCAUGUAAAUGUGUUGACACAUAUUUAUCAUUUAAAAGUGGUCAUGCUUGAGAAACAGAAGAAGAGCAGCCGUCACAGCACAGCCUCCACGAAGUGAAAAAGCAGCCAUAUUCAAAAGGUCAAGCACAGAAGCUGCUUGUCACCUGGUUUGUAGCAAGAACAGCCUUAAAGAUUGCUCCCGCUCUCUCGUGGGAUACUUUGUAGUGGAACCCAUUAUUACCCAUCCCUUUAUCCCACUCUCAAUUUACGACUAAGUGCUCUGAUGUGUUGCUCUGUACAUAUCUGUGUAGUGCUUCUGUUGAUGUCCCUGUGUUAGCAUAGCAUCGGGUUCUUACUGGGAAACCUCCACAGACGUCCUCCGUCUCCUGCUCCGUUCCAUUUUCUUAAAUUUUCACUUCCGUGCAGGAAAACCUCGACUAUAAUCAGAGUCCUUUCACAAACGUUACUCUGCUGCUCUAAACCUGCCGGCAUGCUGACCUCACCGACGCUUCCUCCGGUGCUGAGGUGGUGGAAAUAGGUGAGGGAAGCAGAGCUUUGGAAGAGCCCAGUGAGAAAGCAGAGUGGCGGCUUGCUGUGUGUCCCAUCAUGGAUCAAGGAGGAAAGAGUGAGGGCGUCUGAAGGUCACAACCCAGUAGCACUUUGGUUUGGCGUUCCAUGUUUUUUUUCAGCCUCUCCUGUUUUUUGGCCGAGCAGACUGUGAUCUUACUGGUUGUUGUCGUUCUCCUCCUCCCAUCAGUGUUACAGAGUGUGAUGGGCGGAUUGAGCCAUGGAGCUGAGCUCUGAUUUUGUUCCACAUUAAAGAAUCAUUUUUACUACUUUGGACUGCUGGGAUUCAUUGGCUUUGUUAAAACAGUGGCAUCUUCUAAUAUAGUUGUAAAUUGUCCUGAUCUAAUGGUAUUUUUUGGUUACCUGUCUAAACCAGUGAUUCUUAACUAAACUUGGGCCUCAAGCGCCACCUAUAGGGCCGCAAAAAAACUUGCCCGAAAACUGCGUAGACACCAUAUAUAGGCUAGCUGCUAUGCUACUGUAUGUUAUCCAUGAGAUGCUCAGUUGCAGUGCAGCUUCCGACCAAAUGGUGGCGGUAAUGUCUCAGUCAGUUGUUUAACAAGCUCAGAGGAAAAGAAGAAGACAUUCAACAACUACAACUAGCAAUGGAUACGUUUUUGAAACGUAAAAAUGAAGACAAAAGUGGUGCCAAUGUCAAUGGGACGCUCAGUUACAGUGCAGCUUCCGACCAGAUGGUGGCGGUAAUGUCUCAGUCAAAGUUGUUUAACAAGCUCACAGAAGAUCAGAAGAAGACAUUCAACAACAACAACAACCAGCAAUGGAUACGUUUUUGAAACGUAAAAAUGAAGACAAAAGCGGUGCCAGUCUCAAUGGAGGAAGGUUUUAGCUCGUUAAACUGUUCAAACCAGCACACUGCAUUUACACUCCAAUGCACGUGUCUCUGAAAGUCAUUGAAAAAGAUUUAGUCUUGUCAGUGAAAGUGCCCCAAUCAAGAAAUGUGACUUGCCACAGUCGUAUGAUCUCAAAGGGAGGAGCCUGAGAGUAUUGACUUGAGCUGUUAAGUGUAAGGACAAUGAGGAUGAGUGCCGGUGGCCAGCUGACGGAGAUGGGGAACAGGGUUUACACCUGGGAGGAGAUCCAGAGACACUGCAGCAGAAAUGAUCAGUGGUUGGUCAUUGAUCGAAAGGUUUACAACAUCACACAGUGGGCCAGGCGGCACCCUGGAGGUUUUCAGGUCAUCCACCAUUAUGCUGGAGAGGAUGCCACGGAUGCAUUCACUGCUUUUCAUUCCGAUAAGAAGUUUGUGCAACGCUUUCUGAAGCCACUGCUGGUUGGAGAGCUGGUGGAGACAGAGCCCAGUCAGGACAGACAGAAAAAUGCUACAGUCAUAAAGGACUUCCAGGCUUUACGUGCUCAAGCAGAGUACCAAGGUCUGUUUCAAGCCCAGCCCGUCUUCUUCCUAGCCCACCUGGUUCACAUCCUACUGCUGGAGAUCCUGGCCUGGAUGCUGGUGUGGUUCUGGGGCACCCGUUGGCCCCUAACACUGUUCUGUGCUGUCUUAUUGGCAAUUGCACAGUCCCAAGCAGGGUGGUUGCAGCAUGAUUUUGGUCACCUGUCUGUAUUCAAAAAGUCCACAUGGAAUCAUAUCGCCCACAAGUUUCUCAUUGGACACUUAAAGGGAGCUUCUGCAAACUGGUGGAAUCAUCGACAUUUCCAGCAUCAUGCUAAACCCAACGUCUUUAGCAAGGACCCUGAUGUCAACAUGCUGCGCAUCUUUGUUGUUGGAGCCACCCAGCCUGUGGAGUAUGGCACCAAAAAGAUCAAACGUAUGCCCUACAACCAUCAGCAUCAGUACUUUUUUCUGGUUGGACCGCCACUGUUAAUUCCAGUUUAUUUCCACAUUCAAAUAAUACAUGGUAUGAUAUCUCGACGUGACUGGGUGGAUAUGGCCUGGUCAGUGUCUUACUACCUUCGCUACUUCAGCUGUUAUGUUCCCCUUUAUGGUCUUCUGGGCUCAAUAGUGCUCAUCAUCUUUGUCAGGUUUCUGGAGAGCCACUGGUUUGUGUGGGUGACUCAGAUGAAUCACCUGCCAAUGGAUAUCGACCAUGAGAAGCAUCAGGACUGGCUCACCAUGCAGCUACAAGCCACCUGCAACAUUGAGAAGUCCUUCUUCAAUGACUGGUUCAGUGGACAUCUCAACUUCCAGAUUGAACACCAUCUUUUCCCAACAAUGCCGCGUCACAACUUCCACCGGGUGGCGCCGCUGGUGCAUGCUCUCUGUAAAAAACACAAGAUUCCUUACCAAGUGAAGUCCCUGAGGCAAGGCCUGGCUGAUGUCAUCAAGUCAUUGAAAACAUCGGGGGAACUCUGGCUUGAUGCGUAUCUUUAUAAAUGAUUGUGUUCUUGCAUUUAAGGAUAUGUGAUUGAUUUGCUCUUUGUAAAUUAUUAUUACUGUUCUGGUCAAAUCACAUUUUUUUUGCUGCCCAUACCAACAAAGAUAGCUAACAAGUUGCACAUGCUUAGCAGUACUCCUCUUGUCCUACUCCAUGGAACAACAAUUGAAUGUGACAAUUUUGCCACUAUAGUAAUCAACAAUCAAUAUAAUAUUGCAGCCCACUAAUGUAUUUUGAAUGAAUAUAAUGGGCUCUGUUCUUCAUCCUGAGCUUUUCAUAUACUUGUUCUGCUGUUUUUUGCAGCUUAUGUGACUGAUUCAAGUUGGAGACAAAAACAACAUAAUGCCACUUAUUGUUUGUAAAUAAUAAUAAUAUAAAUAAUAUAACAAUGUGGUUUGAAAAUUAUUUUAAAUACUGUUUAUAGUGUUAAAUGUGUGCCAUUAUUGUUAGUCUCUUAAAUGCAUUUUGUCUACCUUUAGUUAUACUAUUUAUUCAGUGAAAAACAUGAAGACUACUAUUUGGUAUCACACAUUUACCAACUUUUAAUCAGGUCAUUUUGCAUCAUAUGUACAGUCCAUUUAAUUCCAUCAUCUAAAAUGCCAGAACAAUGUAGUUUUGGGAAAAUGUACUUUGAUAUUUUGGUUCCCUAAAUACAACACAACAAUGAUAACAACCACAAUUUCACGAGAUUUUACACUCCAUUCAGAAUUGUUGUACAUUUCUCUGUGAUUAUGGACUUGAAAUUGGGUCACACCUGUCAACGCUUGGUUUACCGCUUUAUUCAUUUCCUGUAAAUUUCCCGUAUUUUAACUUUCACAAAAAACAAAAAGGGUAAUUGUGGCAACCCUGACCCUUCCUGUCCACUCCGCAACACUUGAACAACAUCGACGUAAUACAUCUUUAGUCAAUACUAAGUCAGAUUGUCAAAAGGGACGAUAAUAAUAAGAAGGAUGAUAAUAUUUCUGUUAGCAGUGUUUCAUGUAUUCCCACUGUAAACACUAAUAUUCAAAUCAUUGGCUACAUCGCAGAAAAUGUCAAACAUCCUGGCACAAAUUAUGCAACAAGCUCCUAUUUGCUUAACAGCUGCAAUAUUACUUCUCAGACAUGUUGAAUUGUGCAAGUGUAAACGUGAUGUACUGCUAUGUAAAUUGUUUGCAUGUUCAAAGUAAACUGUACCAUUAGCGAUAUGGACAAAAAAAAGCAUCAACAUGGACCACAAUGCCUCUACAAUCACAUACUGUACUGCACAUGCAUGUCCCACACACACACACACACACACACACAUAAAACUGUACAUAAGACAUUUGUUUGUCCACACACAUUGAAACAUUAGCGACAACAAAUUAGUUUGAAUACAUCCACUUUUGAGAGAUAGAAAAUAAAUAUACAAUUAAAAUGUGUACAACAUGUGAAUAUGCUUUGUUAUGUAUGUCCUAAUGCAGCAGAUUGAUUAUGAAAUUGUAAGGGAGGACGUUGUGAAGCUUCAGUCUGUGCUGCCUGAGUCAAUACGCUCCUGUCUGCGUUUCAUGAUCUCCUGAAGCUCAGAGUCCCCAUUCGUCUUCUGCAAAAAUGCCACAAUACAGUUAAGUAAUGGUGCAAAAUACUGUCAGCCACAAAAUCAUUCUGUAUCUUAGAGCUACUGUCGUUAGGAUUUUGCUCCACAAGAGGAAACAGCAAAUUACUGUACCAUUACUGUGUAAUUACUCUGAAAUUAAAAACAUCUUGUUUCAGCAUAGCACUCACUACCUCACUAAUGAUCAAAACAUUAUUUUGAAAAAUAUAU
Doryrhamphus excisus (bluestripe pipefish) is the source of this 5701-nucleotide messenger RNA. The record is from RefSeq and is a predicted model, not a curated record. NCBI's taxonomy places the organism in Eukaryota, Metazoa, Chordata, Actinopteri, Syngnathiformes, Syngnathidae.